AUGCUGCUCUCCAAAGGCAUGCCGGUCCUCCAGGUGAGGCUUGGCCACGCCUUAUUAACCGUGGCGACUGUUGGGCUCCUCUGCUGGGCCAUCAGACUUCACCAACAAUAUUUGGCCCUUGCGAUUGAUGUGCAGGACACGAAUCCGACGGGUGAUUCCUUGCCCGAGGAGGAAUACCUCGAGAGGCUCACUGGUCGCUAUGUACUCGGCAACUUGACGGAAUGGCAAGCCUGGAGAGUGCAAACCUCUCGUGUCCAGUCUUUGGCCGCGGGUUCAGUCACCGAUGUACACGCAGACUUCCAACCGGACCGGGAUGCUCCCAAGGUCAUCCACGUUGACAACCCAAGUCCUACCGAUUUGCGUGCGUCAAAGGGAUUGGAGCUUGCUGUCCAUGCCGACCAGAGACAGGACGGACCAUAUGCAUCCAUUUUCAUAUUUGGCAUUUCCACCUCGUACAGCCGCAUUGUCGAGAAGGACCGGGCGAUUCUGCGGGCGUGGAAGCGCUGGUUGACCAAGAGCGACGGAACCACCAACGGCGCCAGUCUGGUCCUCAUGCUUGACAAUGCCACCGAGGAACAGCUCAACGAGAUAGACAAGGCACUUGAAGAAGCGGGCAUUGACGUGUACGCUUCCUCAACUGCCGAGCCCACAUCCAAAAUCCGCAGAUACCAUGAACUGAUUCGCGUCAUGAAGUCAUACGGUGCCACCAUCGCCGCAAGUGGCCAGGAGAAGCAUUGGUUCGCAGUCGUAGAAGACACCGUCUUCUUUCCCAGCCUUUCCCAUCUCCAUCAACGCCUUUCAACCUACGACGUCAGCAAGCAGCUCUAUGUCAGCAUCCCCGGUGAAGAGACGGACGGGCAGAAAGACGGCAGAUCUGUCACCAAGUACGGUGCAGGCGCCAUAUUCUUGACCAAGCACGCCGUGUCUUUGAUUCCCAAGCUCUCCUGCAUGGAACUUGACGAGGCCCCCAAGCAGCCAUUUCACGGACAGAGGUGGGACGCCGAGCUGAAGAAGUGUCUCGAAAAGCAGACCAGCAUUGACAUGCAUGUCAUUCCUGCAUUGCACGCGCCGAACGAGGCCAGCUAUGAGCCCCCUCUCGAGGGCCACGGAAUUGGCGUGCGGCCACUUUUGCUUAACGACUACGAAUACCGACACCGCCUCGACGUGGGCAUGGCGCACCUGGUGACUGAUGCUUGUGGCGACGCAUGCUUCAUGCACCAAUAUUUAUUCCACGACAACUGGGUCAUCAUCAACGGCGUGUCGAUAAGCCACCACCCCGAUGGACUCAGCCAUCACCGGCACUCCCGCAAUGCUGCAGGAAAGGGACACUUGUUUAAGGAUGCUCAACGGUCUCGCGUCUCGAGCCAAACAUCCGCUCACCAAGAUGAGGCCGAGAGGAGGCCAGUGACGUGGACAGGGCGAAGGGAUGUGUGGCGCCUGCUUGAUUCGACAAAGGCGUCGGACGAAACCAUAUGGCAAGCUUAUAUAAAGAGGGGAGGCAAGCCAGCCAAGGAGGACGGGGGAAAGCCGGAUGGACUGAAGGAACUCGAUUCGAUUAUUGUCUUGAUUUGGGAAAAGAGGCAGCAUUAG
Metarhizium album ARSEF 1941 is the source of this 1590-nucleotide messenger RNA. RefSeq lists its product as uncharacterized. The record is from RefSeq and is a predicted model, not a curated record. The coding region runs from base 1 to 1590 and encodes 529 amino acids. The transcript has a single exon. Lineage: Eukaryota; Fungi; Ascomycota; Sordariomycetes; Hypocreales; Clavicipitaceae.